This is a messenger RNA of Verticillium alfalfae VaMs.102, 799 nucleotides long. RefSeq lists its product as hypothetical. Lineage: Eukaryota; Fungi; Ascomycota; Sordariomycetes; Glomerellales; Plectosphaerellaceae. Bases 49 to 642 code for a protein of 197 amino acids. The transcript has a single exon. The record is from RefSeq and is a predicted model, not a curated record.
GCGAUUCGAGACGAGGUCUUCCACCAGGAGCAGCUUCGACGAUUUGGCAUGGUCGAAGAGACUGAUCAGGACACUGACGGCGCUGAUGCCGAGAAACGCCUGGAUGGGAGCAUCGGCGACUCUCGUGGCAGAGAAGACGACGAGAUUGAGCUUCAGGGACUUUCACGCAAUGAUACGAAGAAACGAGGACACAACCCUGUCAAGGGCGUUCGCAACUUGGCGGUCAAGGGAGGCCAAGGUCUUCGCAAUGCUGCCACGUGGAAGAAAGUGGAAGCGCCUUCGGCCGUGAGAAAUGCGGCGUACUAUCGCAGACAUCAACGUCAGAAAGAUCUGGAGGCUCAGCGUGCCAUAGGAGAAGCGCUGUACGGGGGCGUCGCCGACGAGAUUGAGGAUUUGAUGCCUGAAGAGAGGAAUGCACUGGUGCAGGAAUCUUUUAAGCAUACGGCACUUCGAGCCCGCAUGCCGACUGUCUGGAUUCCUCGCGAUGACCUGGGCGUCAGCGACGACGAGAUUCGGUUGACGAGAGAGUACACCGAAAACAUCCACAUCAGCAACGAGGGAACCGCACUGGAUAGUAAGGUCCGGGUCGUAUACGGGCGGAAUCCUCCUGACUUCUCUGAGGUUGAUCUGAUUGACCUCUAAGCGGGAAAUUGCAAUUUCUUACUUCAUGACACGACGACGAGUUUGGCCUUUUCGGCAUUUCGCGUUACAGACGGACCAAGCCAUGCUUGACAGGGCACCACAGGCCGUUUGAGCAUACUUAUACCCCGGCGCAUGGGGUGUUUCAUAGCAUACAUAG